Drosophila serrata is the source of this 810-nucleotide messenger RNA. RefSeq names its product trypsin-4. Gene Ontology annotation, molecular function: serine-type endopeptidase activity. NCBI's taxonomy places the organism in Eukaryota, Metazoa, Arthropoda, Insecta, Diptera, Drosophilidae. The record is from RefSeq and is a predicted model, not a curated record. Gene Ontology annotation, biological process: proteolysis.
AUGCACAAGCCCCGAGUUCCUAGUCUACUGCUCCUAGCUGGGAUCUAUUUGAUCCUGGGCUCCGCCCGCGUGAAUGCAGCAGCUGCAGCCCAACGGCAACCGGAUAGCCGAAUCGUCAACGGACGCGAUGCUACCGAGGGCGAGUUCCCUUACCAACUGUCGCUGCGUCGCCAAACAGUUCAUAUCUGUGGAGCCUCGAUCCUGUCCGGCAACUGGGCAAUCACGGCAGCCCACUGCAUCGACGGCCAUGAGAACCAGCCGCGGGAGUUCACGCUCCGUCAAGGAAGUGUCCAGCGUGCCACUGGUGGCACCGUCCAGCCGUUGAAGUCCAUUCACAAGCAUCCCGCCUACGACCGGGCGGACAUGAACUUUGACGUGGCCCUGCUGCGUACUGCGGAUGGAGCACUUAACUACCCGUUGGGCAAGGUAGCCCCCAUUCGGUUGCCCGCCGUUGGAGAGGCAAUCGCGGACAGUCUGCCGGCCGUUGUCUCUGGCUGGGGACACAUGAGCACCACCAAUCCGGUCCUUUCGUCGGUGCUGAAGAGCACCACCGUGCUGACGGUCAACCAGGAGAAAUGCCACAACGAUCUCCGUAACCAUGGUGGCGUUACCGAGGCAAUGUUUUGUGCGGCUGCCAGAAAUACGGAUGCUUGUCAAGGUGACAGCGGAGGUCCGAUUAGCUCCCAAGGCACCCUUAUCGGAAUAGUAUCCUGGGGAGUGGGCUGUGCGGAUCCCUACUACCCAGGCGUCUACACUCGUCUAGCACAUCCAACUAUCCGUCGCUGGAUACGCCUGCUCACUAAGUUAUGA